This is a messenger RNA of Erpetoichthys calabaricus (reedfish), 5779 nucleotides long. RefSeq names its product BTB/POZ domain-containing protein 19-like. The transcript is spliced from 8 exons. Lineage: Eukaryota; Metazoa; Chordata; Cladistia; Polypteriformes; Polypteridae. Bases 125 to 1033 code for a protein of 302 amino acids. The record is from RefSeq and is a predicted model, not a curated record. Gene Ontology annotation, molecular function: protein binding.
GCUGGCGGUGUUACGUAGCAGCCAGUAUGUCCUCUAAAAGUUAACAUAAAACUUAUUUUUUCAAGUUACUUUAUGUAAAGUUUACUUACAAUAACAAAAAUAUAACACGUGUUUUGCUUUCAUAAUGACUUCGAAUUGUUCUCCACUACCCACCGCUUGCAAACACGGACGUGCAACCGCGUUUACUGCAGCCCUACGAAGUCUGGUCAACAAUCCUGAAUUCAGUGAUGUAAAAUUUUUGGUGGGUAAAGAGAGGAGAGAGGUGUUUGCCCACCGCUGUAUUCUUGCUUGCCGAUGUGAAGUUUUUCAUGGCAUGUUCAGCCAUCAUUUCCAACGUUCAGUUGUUAAGGAAUGGUUGGAAGAACCCCUUGUGCUCUCUGAAGUGCAGCCAGAUGUGUUUUUGGCAGUGAUUGAGUUUCUGUAUACCAAUUGUGUAUCGUUGAACAAGAUCAUUGCUUUGGAAGUUUUAACAUCGGCUGUGGAAUAUGGUCUGAAUGAUCUUCGAAAGCUGUGCAUAGAAUUUAUCACUGAUACAUUAACAGUUGAAACAGUUUCUGAAGCAUUCCAGGCUGCAGUGACAUUUGGCCAAAUUGAUAUGAGGGACAAGUGCCUUGAGUUCAUUGAAAAUUGCACAAAGGAAGUUGUAUCCACCCGUGGAUUUUAUGAGCUAUCUGAUGUGGCACUGCUGUUUAUUCUGAAAAGUGAUCACCUCCUGAUAGAUGAAUCGGAGCUUCUGUUGGCUGUUCGUGAGUGGGCUCAUGUCAACGCACUGGUAUUAGAGCGUCCCAUUGCUGAAGUAGCUAAGGAAGCUGUAAGGGAGGUGCGACUCUUUCUGCUGUCUCCAGAAGAACUCACCAAGCUUGAGAAUGAAAACCAUAAAGAUAAUCUAAUUCCAGUGGAGCAGAUCGCAGAAGUCUGGAAGUUUCAUGCUCUAAAGAAGUGGAGCCCAGGGGCUCAGUCCCAUCUGCUGCAGAGACGCAAGGGCACCCGACGCCGAGAACACCACCGUUACUUAAACCAUUCACAUAAAUGAAAAAGUCAUGGUUGAAAUAUCCCUAUCUCCAUUUCUGUUCAUAGGGAGAUGUAGAUGCAUAUAGUAUACCUCCUCCUCCUAUUUAUAUAUUCUAUUAAAGGGAACAUGCUGCCUUUCUGUUAUGCAGGUGUACAGUAUACAAAAUGACAAAAGUAAGACUUGUUCUAAGGGUUUUAUUUUUUUGUCUUUUCAAGCAGCAAUCAUUAUGCAGAUGCUAUACACUUUCAGAAGUUCUCAAUGUUUGUGUUGUUAGUCUUAUGUUAUUUCUCUGUCAUUGCUAAUUUUGUAUUAUUUAUUUAUUUCCUUCUUUUUCUAGAAAUUUAAAAACAGUUAUCUUUGCUGUAGUAUUGAUAAAUGAUCAAUUAAUGGUUGCAAUUUUCUGUUUACAUUUAAGAUCCUUGAAAUUUGUUAAAAUAUUUUUCCAAAGCCAGUCUAUUUCACUAAACCUUUAUACUUUUUAUGUCUUAAAAAUUAUUGUACUAAAUCAUGUUUACUUUGGUCAUAUAAUGUUUUCAAAGCCAUAUCUCUUCAAGGUGAAACAAUAGACAGGAGUGAAAUUACUGUCAUAUUCCUACUUUAAUAGUCCUUAUAAUUCCUUAGUAUUAGUCUCCAGUACUGUUUAGAUAUUGUAUACUAUAAAUAUAAUAAAUACAAAUAUUUAUAGUCAUAAUUAAAUUCAAGAGGAAAAAUGCAGUCAUAAGAAGAAGAACUUGUACUAGGAAUAUAUGCUCAUAAAACAUUUUCAUUGAAUUUUAAAAGAAAAGUGCACAUCCAGAGUUUAAAUAAAAUUGAUAACCUUUUUUUUUUAACCACUGCAGUGUUUCAGGCUAGUUAUCUGUAGGUGGUCUUAAAGAUACUCAUUGUUGAUGACAAUAUUUACUUCAAUUGUCAGCAAUCAUUAAUCAUUUCAUAUCUCUUGAUAGUUAAAUAUUAUAAGCAAAGAAUGCAUGUUUUUCCAUCAAUUUUGUGUAAAUAUAGUUAUCCUACUUUGAAAUGUACUUUGGACGUAUUUUAGAAGCAACAGGUUUUUUGCUUUCUUUCUUUGUAGUGUUUCUAAAUUAACUGUUCCAAAUAUCGGUCCCAUGUGUAAUAAAAUAUAGCACAGUAUGAAAAGUGGCACAAGAUUUAUGAAGGACAGUGGUUCUAGGUCAUUCUUAAUGAGGUUUUAUAUUUUAUAUUUUAAUUUCAAUCUCUGAGAUUCAUGACUAAAUUACUUACAAGUAAUAGAUGUUGCUAAAGUUGUCAUGAUGCAAAUAUUUGGUAAGGGGUAGUCUGAAUUUUAGGCAGAUGAUUUAUGAUGUUAAAAAACAAUUGUUGGUUUCAAUAAAUUGGUUAUUUUUUUCCAUAUGUACACUUGAACUUUAUUCACAUAACCAUUUAAGUUACCAACAAAGUAAAUUGAUUGGUUGGAAUUACGAUCUGUCUAUGUAGUAUAACCUUUUCAAAUUUGCUUAAUCCAGUAACAAACAUUUUUCAGUGUUAUUCAGUCCCUAGAACACUCAUCCAACUGCAGUCAGCAAUUGCCAUUCCAUAGUCUUCAAUUAAGCUAACUUGCACAUCUCUUGGAUGAGGGAGGAAAGCAAAAGUAUCCUUAAAAAUAACACCACUUGGCAAAGCAUGCAAAUUCCACAUAGAAAGAGUGCAGCUUGGGACUUAAACCUAAGACUCUGGAGCUACAAAGCAGCAGUGCCAGCAGGUUGCUUCUAUGUUAUGUCUUUUUCUUUUCGUUAUUCUGCCAUCAUCUUUAAAACCUACCUCUCUCAAAAUAGAAAAGUAGAAUUGUGCAGAAAAUGAAGAAUAUAAUUUGUCUGUUGUAGGUGUAUUUUUUUUAUAACUUGUACCAUGAUUUUUUUUUUUAUUGUUCUCUGGAAGCAACGUAUGACUUCACCAUAUGUAGCUUUGAUUUUCCACUGCAUAUAAAAUUAGAAUUUAUUAUGUAAUGUUUAAUAUUGGCGGCACGGUGGUGCAGUGGGUAGCACUGCUGCCUCGCAGUAAGGAGACCUGGGUUCGCUUCCCGGGUCCUCUCUGCAUGGACUUUGCAUGUUCUCCCCGUGUCUGCGUGGGUUUCUUCCAGGUGCUCCAGUUUCCUCCCACAGUCCAAAGACAUGCAAGUUAGGUGGAUUGGCGAUUCUAAAUUGUCCCUAGUGUGUGCUUGGUGUGUGUGUGUCCUGCGGUGGGCUGGCGCCCUGCCCAGGAUUUGUUCCCUGCCUUGCACCUUGUGUUGGCUGGGAUUGGCUCCAGCAGACCCCCCGUGACCCUGUAGUUAGGAUAUAGCGGGUUGGAUAAUGGAUGGAUGGAUGUUUAAUAUAUAAAUUAAACACUUGUUUCUAAUUUCAGAAACAGACAUUGAUACUUACACAUCUUCCCUCAGUGUGUGUAUUUCUGUGCAUCAUGCUUUUAUUUAAAACUUGAAACCUCCAUAUAUAUCAGUUUACGUUCUGCUUUGGAUUAUCCACCCAAAAUUACACUGUCUGUUCAGCUGAUAAUAAAUAGAAGAGCCAGCUCCUUAAAGUGUACAGUAGUUGCACAAGAAGCCAUGUUCUUUAGAUUUGAGUGGCUUACAAUAGAAUUAUGGCAACAGUUUUCUUGUAUAGUGUAAACUUAACAAAAUCAGUUUAAGUGAAUGCAGUUUUAUCAGUUAACUAUUAUUGGUAAGUAACUUGAAAUCAUUAGUUUAUACUUUGUUUAUUUAUAUAAACAAUAUGGCUCAAUUAUCCCAUAGUCAUCUGGUUAAAGUUACUGUGUGAACAGUCAAUUUGUUAAGGAGCACUAGUUAUAAAAUGUUAUGUAAAUUUCAAAAGUAACUAAAAGUAAUGUGUUUAUUGAUACCUUUCCAUUAAUUUAUUAAUUGUCUGAAAUUAUUUUUUUACAAGCACUGAUGUUAACUGAGGUGUUUGUUUUUUUUUAAUGAAAAGAUUAAAAGAAAAGAAUACCACAGUCUAAAUUUAGCAUUUGUCUUGCAAUGUAAUGAUCUCGAUUUUAGUAAUUUUUAUUAUGAGCAUGUACAGUACUUGAUGGAGUAUAAAUAUUAUUAUUAAGCCUUUAUACAUGGUUUACAGUCAUAGCACAUACAGGUGACGUGUCUUGCUCAUUGUCACACAGUGUUGGUAGUGGGAUUUGAACCCACAACCUCAGGGCUUGAAAUACAAAGUCUUAUGCACUACACCACAAUGCCUGACUUAUUUGUUAUAAAAUGCUUCUGGUUUGAGUUAUUUUACAUAUUUUCAUAUAUUUGAUAACAGGUUAAAACAUGCCUGGCAUUUUACAUAAUUUUUUUUUUACCAUACUGUUUGACAUUUUACAUAAAUUGGCAAAAAUAUUUAACAUUCAUCACUUGUCACAUACACUGUAAUAUGCAACUGUUCCAGUUCAAAUAUAUUCUUAUAUGUAUAAAGUACAUUGCAGAUUCUUUCUUGCAUAUCUGACCAACGUGGCACAUCUCCAUUCUUUAUUGUCUGGCAUUGAAUUGAACACUGAGUUGAAUUGGACAAUGCCUAGUGUGUCACUAAUGUGUUGAUUAUGUAAUAUAAUACAUAAACAGAACAAUGGCAUUUUCAGCCUUAUUUUGACCAGAUGUGUAACCAAGACAUCAGUUUAUUUCUUGUGUAUUAUAUUGGUUGUCUACUGCAUGUCUAAUUUGUUCAGUGUUAUAGUUUUACUUUUGCUGGACUGUUCCAGCAGUAUUAAUCAGUCUUUAAACCUUUACAAUUGAAUUGCUCAUAUUUACUUAGUAUUAAUUUAAGGUUCACAGCAAAGUGAAGCCUUGGUAUGAAGUGUUAUAUACAGGUACUUGAUACAGUACAUACACACUCCAUGUAAGAAAAACUCUGAAUUUUGAAUUGUAAUCAUAGUAAUGGAGAAAUUAUUUUGCCUGAUGUUAUGGUUGCUGAGUUUUCACAUCAUACACUUUAGUUUAUUGUAAUGUUCUUUAUGUAAAUACAAAAUAUAUGUCAUAUACUUGUGAGAAUUGUCUAUUAUAAAAUGGUCUUGCUGUUUUUACAACUUAAGGCAUAGUGGUUAUAUACACAUAUCUUGGGUUAGUAGUUCUUCUAAACGUGUUUCAUUGUUUGUCUAAACUUUUAUACUUGUAUGUGUUUUAUGCUCGAACAUUUCUUUUUUCUUUUCUUUUUUUUAAACAAAACUAAUUUUUUUGCAGGUUAAAAAACUGCUUAUUUAGCAGGCUUAAGGUUUUGACUGCUUAGGCCUGGCUAUUGUAGUUUUUAGUUAUAUUUAAUGAAGUAAGUGUAGGCACUGUAUCAAUGUGCAUCUACGAAGGAAAAAAUGUUAACCUUUUUUUCCUCAGCUAUAUUUAUAUUCAAAUUGAAUACUUUACAAAGCUAUUUUUGUAUGUAAAAACUGGCAGUUGUGGAGUGGUCAUGUUUUAUUUACAGAUUUUUAUUUUAUUUUUUUUUACUCCAACACUGUUUAUGUACUUUAUAAUCUCUCUUUUGUGUCUUGAAAACACAUUGAUUUAUAGAAUGAAUAGUCAGAGGAUCUGUAAACCCUUCAUAAAUUCUGUAAUUAUUACCAGUGGUCUGAUUGCUGAGGAGUGCCGCUACAUAUUUACUGGACAUGGCUGAGAUGCUCCCACUGAUCAGUAUUGCACAAGUUUCUGAUUUAUAGCAUAAGUUAUGUUCUUAUUCUAAUGUUUCAUCUAGGCUGUUAGCAAAAUAAGUAGCUAAUGGUCUUAAAAAUUACAAUAAUAAUAUGUAAGCAUGGACAAAACAAAUAAAUUAUGCCUUUGAA